GUGCUUUUGGCGAACGUUGCGAGGGAUAGGGGGGUAAAAUCUAUUGAGUGCAGUUUAUGAGUCAGGACGCCUGAAAAAUUCCGCGAGAAGAAAACAAUCGGACAACGUCGUCAUGGCCGAUAACGAGCAGAAAGCGUUGCAACUGGUGGCUGAGGCCGAGAGAAAACUGUCGUCGUCGAAGGGCUUUUUCGGCGCACUGUUCGGAAGCUCAUCGAAAGUCGAAGAGGCGGUAGAAUGUUAUCAACGAGCGGCGAACAUGUUCAAGAUGGCAAAGAAGUGGAGUUCAGCGGGCAAGGCGUUUUACGAUGCGGCAGAUUUACACGCAAAGGCGGGUAGUCGUCAUGACGCAGCUAAUAAUUAUGUAGAUGCUGCCAAUUGCUUCAAAAAAUCCGAUACAAAUGAGGCAAUCAGUUGCUUGUUAAAAGCUAUCGAGAUUUAUACUGACAUGGGUCGUUUUACAAUGGCAGCAAAGCAUCACCAAAGUAUAGCUGAGAUCUAUGAAAGUGAAGCAGUCGAUUUAGAACGUGCGGUGCAUCAUUAUGAGCAAGCUGCGGAUUAUUUCCGUGGUGAGGAAAGUAAUUCUUCGGCGAACAAGUGUCUACUGAAAGUUGCACAAUAUGCUGCACAACUUGAGAAUUAUGAUAAAGCCAUUCAAAUCUAUGAGCAGGUUGCAUCCGCAUCAUUAGAAAGUUCUUUACUAAAAUACAGUGCUAAGGAAUACUUUUUUCGCGCUGCAUUAUGCCACUUGUGUGUGGAUUCAUUAAAUGCCCAACACGCGAUUGAGCGUUAUCAGGAACAGUAUCCGGCUUUCCAAGAUUCUAGAGAAUUUAAACUGAUAAAGACGCUGAUAGAACACUUGGAGGAUCAGAACCUUGAAGGUUACACAGAAGCGGUGAAGGAAUAUGAUUCAAUUUCAAGAUUGGAUCAAUGGUAUACAACAGUAUUAUUACGUAUAAAAAAGCAAAUUAACGAUAAUCCGGAUUUACGCUGAUCAGUUGUUCUUUAUCUGUGUUAUUUUCCGGCAACGAUAUUAUUUCAACUUCACAUAUAUUCGAUUUUGGGUCGCUCCCUCUCUGCACGGAAGCUAUAAAAUAAUUUCAUUUAUAUAUACCCAGAUAUAAUUGCUCAUGUAUACAUUACUCCCUCGUGUUCGCGCUAAUUCUCAUUAUUUAUUUGUACAUCAUUUUAAAUCGUUAAGUGUCCACGAAAUUGUGGAGAAUCAUAGUCUGUAAGAAUGUAAAAACGAUUGUUAAUUAUUUUGAACAUCGUAAUCCUUAUAGUUAUGCUUGCAUCGCUGAAAUUUAAAGCCUUAUUGACAGAUAUAUUGGGGAGUAUUAUAUCGAAUGUUAUUGUUUUUGUUGUAAAAUAAUAGCCUAAGAUAUACAUUCUUAUUUCUAUUAUCUUAUAUACUUUAUUUAUAUAUUUUAUUUUCCUUCAAACUAAUACUGUCACUAUAAAUUAAGUGUACUCUUGCCGAGAAAUUAUAAAAAAAAAGAAAAUAGUAAAUAGGGAACAUCGCAAAGUGCAUUUAUAGUUGGAAUAAUCCAUGAUGAUUGAGUAUAGAUUUGGAUAUAAAUUUUUCUACAUUCUUUCUAUGUUAUAUCGCUUAUUUUUAUCAUUUUUUUACAGUACAUCAAUUGUAAUUCAUGCAAGGUACAACCAUACCUCUGCGACACGCCAUAAUCUAAAAAUCAUUUGACUUUAUUUGAUUUUAUCUAAUUUUAUUUGGUAUUAAUAUUAAUGUAAUAUGAAACUUUCAAAUAUAUUAUUAUCAUAGUUGCGAGAUACACUACAGAUUUAUAAUUUAGCGAAAUACUCGAAAUUGUUUUAACGAUGAUCGCAUAUAGAGUCUUGGCAUUUUAUAUGAGAGUGUCGUACAGUGAUACGAUAAACAUUUCAAGGAUAUACAAUAAAAUUCUGCUGUUAAUUAGGAGUAGAACGAACUAUUUGCAUGCACGUGAAUAAUGAAACAUGCACUAGCGUAAGUAUAUGUAUACUUAUUGAGAAAAAGGGACACACAGAUAAUAAAAACUUCGAACUCCA
Linepithema humile (Argentine ant) is the source of this 2043-nucleotide messenger RNA. It is a transcript of the gene alphaSnap, whose product is annotated as Alpha-soluble NSF attachment protein. Gene Ontology annotation, molecular function: syntaxin binding; soluble NSF attachment protein activity. Lineage: Eukaryota; Metazoa; Arthropoda; Insecta; Hymenoptera; Formicidae. Gene Ontology annotation, biological process: SNARE complex disassembly; intracellular protein transport. The record is from RefSeq and is a predicted model, not a curated record. Gene Ontology annotation, cellular component: vacuolar membrane; SNARE complex.